GAAGAAGAAAAAGAAGCGCCUUAGCGCGUUGGGUCGACAUUGUUACGUAGUACUUCAGUUUGUUUGGACCGCGUUUUUUUGUCCGCGUUAAAUUCAAGCUACGAAUCGCUUAGAAAACACCUAAUAUCCAUCAGUUUUAACCAGAGGACGCUUUGUCCUCAGCUGCCUCAUUUUUUUCACAGGAGGACGGUGGGAAUUACAAGAUCUCCUCUGUGCAGUAUUUUUGCAAUCAAACCACAAUGAUCACCAGAAGAAGAGGCCGCACUAUCAACAACACACACCUGCAGGAGGUUGAAGUGCUAGAUGCAGUGGAAACCGUGGAGAGCCUCUCGAGUCCAUCUGAUGGGUUCCCAGCUGACGACAUUGAUGCCACUGGAAUAGAGCUCGAUGACCUGUUUGGGAUCGAAGACUUCAAAUGGUCACUAGAAAGAGAUGGUUCGUCGCCGCUCUUCGAUAUGGAAUUGGCCGACCUUGAUCUGCGCGCCACCAAAGACCCCGACUCCGGACUGGAAGCAUCAACGGCCUCAUCACCGGAGAGAAUGACGUCUGGCUCGAAUUCAAAGAGCAAGCAAAGCCAGUCACGCCACGUGAUCAACAAAAACGCCAUUGCUGCCAGAAUGAAUCGUCUCAAGAAGAAAGAAUACGUCGACAACCUGGAGAAGAAAGUUGGCACCCUCUCUACAGAAAAUAAUGUGCUCAAACAAGAAAAUUCUCAGCUGACCAAGAGAGUGGAAGAGUUGGAAGAUGAGACCAGGUACCUGAGGGCUGUGCUGGCCAAUGAGAGCAUGUUAGCGCAGCUCUUAUCCAGGCUGAGCGGUGUGAAUGGGAUGAAAUUAUCUUCCUCGCUUUUCCAGGGCCCAGACUCAAACGACCAUGACUACGCGUUACCCAAGAAGCGGGUGAAAGUGGAGGAGAAAGAGACAUCUGGUGGCGUGUGUCUGCACGUGGACAAGAACCAUGUCUCGGUGGAGUUUUGCACCAAGUGUGCAAAGAGUGCAAGCACGUCUCUCAAAAUGUAGGGUCAAGUACUUCUCUCUGUUUUCAGAUAUUGAGAUUGAGCUUGAUAAUUGCUCAGUGUACUGAACUUCUUGAAGGUGGAUGAACAAUGUUGAAUCGUUUAUGAUUACCUAAGAGCAAUGUUGAAUUGUUUAUGAUUACCUAAGAGCUGCAGAAUGUGCAUGUGUAUUUUUGUGUGUUGUAGUACGCAUUACUGCUAAACCUUGUUGACAGUUUCUUCUAGGUAUUGGUUGAUCCUCCAUGUGGGAUGAGUGGCUUUCUGAACACCUUUACCUGCUUGACAUCAUGUGGAUUCUGCUGGUGGAAGGUGAAGAGGCUGGACAAGCUGAUGCCACCGUGGCCUGGUAUUUUGUUAAAGGUAGUAUCGGUAACAAAUGGUAUACCUGAUCAUACUCUACCAGUACUCCACAACAUCUGUAGCUGUACACCCUGUCACUGUAGCUCAUGCAGCAUCUCUGG
Messenger RNA from Mugil cephalus (flathead mullet), 1476 nucleotides. It is a transcript of the gene crebzf, whose product is annotated as CREB/ATF bZIP transcription factor. NCBI's taxonomy places the organism in Eukaryota, Metazoa, Chordata, Actinopteri, Mugiliformes, Mugilidae. The transcript is spliced from 3 exons. Gene Ontology annotation, cellular component: nucleus. Bases 240 to 1019 code for a protein of 259 amino acids. Gene Ontology annotation, molecular function: DNA-binding transcription factor activity, RNA polymerase II-specific; RNA polymerase II transcription regulatory region sequence-specific DNA binding. The record is from RefSeq and is a predicted model, not a curated record.